UAGCGUGUGAGAAAAGCACUGUUUCUUUUUUUUUAAUUGUCAUCAUCAUUCUCAUUCUUAUUCACCAAAACGUUACAAUCUCAACAACAGCUUCACAUUCACAGUGUCCUCUGCCCUCCCUGCCUUUUGCUUAGAGACCAAAAAAAAAAGCCUCCAUUUUCAUGGACCAUAACAGAAAGAAGAGACCAAGAACGGCAUCAGAAGGAGAUAAUCCCGAAUCCCGGUCCAAACACUUAUCAGAUAAGAAGAAGAAAGCCAAGAAGAGUCUCAAUGAUAACAUCACCGAUUGUGGCAGUACAAGUUACAUCUCACCGGAUCAUGAUUCCAACGUGGUGUCUCCGGGAGUAUUCGACUUCCCAUGGCUGAAAGAUGGUGUCGUUUCCAAAUCAGACGACUGGAAAUUCGAAGACGCCUUCUUGUCACAGCUCAAUGAGACCAACACAAACACCAACUCCAUCACCACCACGACCGGUAUAGAAUUUUCUUACCCGGGUCAGUGUUUGUUUCAAACUCCAGUUGAGGCAAUGCUGGACUUUCCUGAAGAAAAGUUUGACCAGGAAAACGAGUGGUCAGUGCUUGAAGAUGAUGGUGAUGGUUUGGAGGAGAGUUUGGAUUGCGUGUGGAGCUCGUUGCUUAACCAGCCACUUCGGCAACACAAUUGAAUUUAUUCUCUGCAAAAGUUGUCUAUGACAAAAAGUUGGAACAAAACUUAAAUAUUUAUGUUAUAGUUACAUAUAUAUAUAUAUACACAGCUAAUAUUUGGCAGUAGAACAUAUUGAUCUGAUGUUGGCAUAAAUUUUGAGCAGUCCUUUAUAAAAUAUUGGUGCGUUAAAACUUAAAAGUUUAUGGCUUAAUUUAUGACAGAAUGACCCGCUUAAAUGCAAGAACACAAUAUCAAAGAUGACAAGUUAAAUAUUUUUGGUGGAAUGUUUUUGGGACAAUAAUUAUGUUUAUAUUUUGUAAAAUUUAUUCCAAAGUUCACCGUUUUCAUUAGAUUUGUCUGUUUUGUUGUUAUCUGAAACAAAUAUUUUGGAAUCAUUCAAGGGAAUUAGAAAUUGGAUUUGGAUUAAUGUGCAGUAA
Humulus lupulus (European hop) is the source of this 1080-nucleotide messenger RNA. RefSeq lists its product as uncharacterized. NCBI's taxonomy places the organism in Eukaryota, Viridiplantae, Streptophyta, Magnoliopsida, Rosales, Cannabaceae. The record is from RefSeq and is a predicted model, not a curated record. Bases 162 to 662 code for a protein of 166 amino acids. The transcript is spliced from 2 exons.